CAGACUCAUCAAGAAAAAGAGGGAGAGGACUCAAAUCAAUAAAAUUAGAAAUGAAAAAGGAGAAGUUACAACAGAUGCCACAGAAAUACAAAGCAUCCUAAGAGACUACUACAAGCAACUCUAUGCCAAUAAAAUGGACAACCUGGAAGAAAUGGACAAAGUCUUAGAAAGGUAUAAGCUUCCAAGACUGAACCAGAAAGAAACAGAAAAUAUGAACAGACAAAUCACAAGUGAUGAAAUUGAAACCGUGAUUAAAAAUCUUCCAACAAACAAAAGUCCAGGACGAGAUGGCUUCACAGGUGAAUUCUACCAAACAUUUAGAGAAGAGCUAACACCCAUCCUUCUCAAACUCUUCCAAAAAAUUGCAGAGGAAGGAACACUCCCAAACUCAUUCUAUGAGGCCACCAUCACCCUGAUACCAAAAACAGACAAAGAUACUACAAAAAAAGAAAAUUACAGACCAAUAUCACUGAUGAAUAUAGAUGUAAAAUUCCUCAACAAAAUACUAGCAAACAGAAUCCAACAACACAUUAAAAGGAUCAUACACCAUAAUCAAGUGGGAUUUAUCCCAGGGAUGCAAAAUAUUUAUAUUGCAUAUCAAUAUACACAAAUCAAUCAGUGUGAUACACCAUAUUAACAAAUUGGGAGCAGGGAGAAGUUCACUCGCAUCAGCUGAUCCUAAAUGACAACAGGAGAGGAGGAACCCCAGGAGGCAGUGAAGGAGGAGGGGGAUGGAAAUGGAGAUGAGGAUGGAUCCACUGGUGCCCUGAGGAAUAGCCCACACCUCCACCGGGGCCCCGGGAUCCCCUGACGCUUCCUCGCCACAGCAGAGCUGCUUCUUGGUAGGGUUCCCGGGAUGCUGCGGUUGGGGAGGGAAGGGCAUGGCCCUGCACCGGAUGAGUGAUAGCCCUGGAGCUCCCUCUGCCCCCGGAAGGAAGUGGGGGGCGGUGGAGGUGGGGGUGGUAUAAACAAUGGAUGCGGCUCUGGCCUCUGCCAGCGUGGGGGGGAUUUGGGGUGCCCUUCUUUGUUCUUAGACCUUGCUGCUGCCCCUCGGGUUGUGGUGGUGUUGUCCGGAAAGAAGGAAGGGUGAGGAAUCCCCGGCUGAAGAGAGGCGUCGAGGUAUCCUCUGAAAUACUGACUUAAGCUGGAUAAUAUUGAAAAGUUCCUGACCACUCUCUUUCAUUACCAAAACCUUGUGUCUGAGGCCCCAUGCAUGUGCCCACCUCAGUGAACCCAUCAGAUCUCUCUCAGAUAGCCAUAACAGACCCUCUCAAGUUAAUUUUAACCAUAUAUUUGCCUGCACUUUAUGGAGGAUGAAACUAUCAAGCCAAGUCAACAUUGCUGCUGAUCCAGGAGGCUUGGCAGCAGAAAAUUAAACACCCGAACGUUUGUAAAUGUGUGAAGAAUUCUGAUAGGACAUCGAAUGUUUUUUUAAAAACAUUUUUUUAAGGGUGUUCAGAACCCUGUGGAGGCUGUGCUCAGUCUUCAGACUCAACGCCUUUGUCUUCACUUCUGGAGAAAGCCCAGGUACUGUUAUAUUGUAGAUGCUUUCCUUCCCAGUCUGAAUAUGAGUGCGCAGACUUCCCCAGCAGAGAAGGGCCUGAACCCUGGGCUGUUGUGCCAGGAGAGUUACACCUGCAGCGAGACUGAUGAAGCCGUCUCCGAGUGUGAUGAGUGCUGCAGCCUGCAGUGUCUCCACUGCUAGGAGAAGCCCCAGCGGCAGGAGCGCCUGAGAAACCAUGAGCGGAUCAGACUCAAAGCUGGCCACGUCCCUUACUGUGACCCCUGCAAGGACCCCAGUGGGCGUUCUCCAGGUAUGAAGCAGACGGCAGACGUGAGGUGCCAGACCUGUAAAAUCAACUUGUGCCUGGAGUGCCAGAGGACUCAUUCUGGGGGUAACAAAAGGAGGCACCCUGUUACUGUGUACCAUGUGGCUAAGGUCCAGGCAUUGCUGGAGGAAGAAGGGAUGGAUGAGGACACCAAGACAAAGAAGAUGACUGAGAAGGUUGUGAGCUUCCUCCUAGUAGAUGAGAAUGAAGAAAUUCAGGUAACGAAUGAAGAGGACUUUAUUAGGAAAUUGGACUGCAAAUCCUAUCAGCAUCUGAAAGUGGUUUCCAUUUUUGGAAAUACUGGGGAUGAGAAGGCUCAUACCCUCAACCACACUUUCUUUUGUGGCCGGGAAGUCUUCAAAGCCUCCCCUGCCCAGGAGUCCUGCACUGUUGGAGUGUGGGCGGCAUAUGAUCCAGUCCACAAAGUAGCAGUGAUAGACACAGAAGGGCUCUUGUGGGCUACAGAGAAUCUAAGCCAGAGAACACGGCUGCUGCUGAAGGUCCUGGCCAUUUCAGACCUCGUCAUCUAUCGAACUCAUGCAGACCGACUGCACAAUGACCUCCUCAAGUUCCUUGGGGACGCCUCAGAAGCUUACUUGAAGCACUUCACCAAGGAGCUCAAGGCUACCACUGCCCGCUGUGGCCUGGAUGUCCCCCUGUCCACCCUGGGCCCUGAUGUUAUCGUUUUCCACGAGACUGUGCACACUCAGCUGCUAGACUCUAAUCGCCCCUCCGAGGUGCCCGAGAAGCUCAUCCAGGACCGGUUCCGGAAGCUGGGCCGCUUCCCUGAAGCCUUCAGUUCUAUUCGUUACAAGGGAACGAGGACAUACAAUCCUCCCACGGACUUUUCUGGUCUUCGGUGUGCUUUGGAGCAACAACUAGAGAAUAACAACACCCGUUCUCCCCGGCACCCGGGGAUCAUGUUCAAAGCUCUGAAGGCCCUCAGCGACCGCUUCAGCGGUGAGCUCCCCGAUGACGAGAUGGCACACAGCUCCCUUUUUCCAGAUGAGUACUUCACCUGCUCCGUCCUGUGCCUCAGCUGUGGGGCUGGAUGUAAGAACAGCAUGAAUCACGGGAAAGAAGGAGUACCUCGUGAAGCCAAAAGCCGCUGCAGAUACUCUCACCAGUAUGACAACCGGGUUUUUACCUGCAAGGCCUGCUACGAGAGAGGCAAUGAAGUCAGUGUGGUGCCCAAGACGGCUGCUUCAACCGACUCCCCCUGGAUGGGUCUCGCAAAAUAUGCCUGGUCUGGGUACGUAAUCGAAUGUCCCAACUGCGGCGUGGUCUAUCGUAGCCGGCAGUACUGGUUUGGGAACCAAUAUCCUGUGGACACAGUGGUGCAGACAGAGAUUGUGCAUGUGUGGCCUGGAACUGAUGGAUUUCUGAAGGACAACAACAAUGCUGCCCAGCGCCUCUUGGAUGGGAUGAAUUUCAUGGCUCAGUCGGUGUCUGAGCUUAGCCUUGGGCCCACCAAGGUUGUGACAUCCUGGCUGACAGACCAGAUCGCCCCUGCCUACUGGAGGCCCAACUCCCAGAUCCUGAGCUGCAACAAGUGUGCUACACCCUUUAAAGAUAAUGACACCAAGCAUCACUGCCGGGCCUGGGGGGAGGGCUUCUGUGACAGCUGUUCACCCACGACCCGGCCAGCGCUGGAGCGGGGCUGGGGCCCUGUGCCCGUGUGGGUGUGUGACAACUGCUAUGAAGCCAGGAAUUCUCAGUUAGAAGUUACUGAGGCACAGGUGGAUGAUGAGGGCGGGACGCUGAUUGUUCGGAAGGUGGGCAAGUCCGUGCAGAACACUUUGGGAGCUGUGGUGACGGCCAAUGACAUACCACUAGGUUUGGUGAAGGAUGCGGCCAGGCCGGUGUACUGGGUACCAGACCAUGAGAUCCUGCACUACCACAACUGCCAGAAGGGGUUCAGUGUCAAGCUUUCCAAGUACCACUGCUGGGCCUGCAGACAGGGCUUCUGUGAUGAGUGUUCCCAUGACCACUGGGCUGUCCCCUCUUGAGGCUGGGACCAUCCUGUCCAAGUCUGCUUUAACUGCAAUAAAACGCCUGGUGACCUUUAAUGCCCCCCGCAAAAGUGAAGAAUAAAACCCAUAUGAUCGUCUCAAUAGAUGCAGAAAAGCUUCUGACAAAAUUCAACACCCAUUUAUGAUAAAAAAAACUCUCCAGAAUGUGGGCAUAGAGGGAACCUACCUCAACAUAAUAAAGGCCAUAUACAACAAACCCACAGCAAAUAUCAUUCUCAGUGGUGAAAAACUGAAAGCAUUUCCUCUAAGAUCAGGAACAGGACAAGGAUGUCCACUCUCACCACUAUUAUUCAACAUAGUUUUGGAAGUCCUAGCCAUGGCAAUCAGAGAAGAAAAAGAAAUAAAAGGAAUACAAAUUGGAAAAGAAGUAAAACUGUCACUGUUUGCAGAUGACAUGAUACUAUACAUAGAGAAUCCUAAAGAUGCCACCAGAAAACUACUAGAGCUAAUCAAUGAAUUUGGUAAAGUUGCAGGAUACAAAAUUAAUGCACAGAAAUCUCUUGCAUUCCUACACACUAACAACAAAAGAUCAGAAAGAGAAAUUAAGGAAACAAUUCCAUUCAUCAUCGCAACAAAAAGAACAAAAUACCUAGGAAUAAAUCUACCUAAGAAGGUAAAAGACCCGCACUCAGAAAAUUAUAAGACACUGAUGAAAGAAAUCAAAGAUGACACGAACAGAUGGAGAGAUAUACCAUGUUCUUGGAUUGGAAGAAUCAAUAUUGUGAAAAUGACUAUAGUACCCAAAGCAACCUACAGAGUCAACGCAAUCCCUAUCAAAUUACCAAUGGCAUUUUUUACAGAACUGGAACAAAAAAUCUUAAAAUUUGUAUGGAGACACAAAAGACCCUGAAUAGCCAAUGCAAUCUUGAGGGGAAAAAAAUGGAGCUGGAGGAAUCAGACUCCCUGACUUCAGACUAUACCACAAAGCUACAGUAAUCAAGACAAUAUGGUACUGGCACAAAAACAGAAAUAUAGAUCAAUGGAACAGGAUAGAAAGCCCAGAGAUAAACCCACGCACAUAUAGUCAACUAAUCUAUGACAAAAAAGGCAAGGAUAUACAAUGGAGAAAAGACAGUCUCUUCAAUAAGUGGUGCUGGGAAAACUGGACAGCUACAUGUAAAAGAAUGAAAUUAGAACACUCCCUAACACCAUACACAAAAAUAAGCUCAAAAUGGAUUAGAGACCUAAAUGUAAGACCAGACACUAUAAAACUCUUAGAGGAAAACAUAGGAAGAACACUCUUUGACAUAAAUCACAGCAAGAUAUUUUUUGAUCCACCUCCUAGAGUAAUGGAAAUAAAAACAAAAUUAAAUGGGACCUUAUGAAACUUAAAAGCUUUUGCAAAGCAAAGGAAACUAAAAACAAGACAAAAAGACAACCCUCAGAGUGGGAGAAAGGAUAUGCAAAUGAAUCAGCGGACAAAGGAUUAAUCUCCA
Molecule: messenger RNA, 5298 nt
Organism: Orcinus orca (killer whale)
Lineage: Eukaryota; Metazoa; Chordata; Mammalia; Artiodactyla; Delphinidae
Product: zinc finger FYVE domain-containing protein 1-like
Molecular function (GO): metal ion binding
Source: RefSeq, a predicted model, not a curated record